AUGACUUCCAUGAACAUCAAUGAGAAGCUGAAAAAUGAAGAUGGGAUUAGUUUUGAAGAUGCAACUUAUUACAGAAGUUUGGUUGGAGGACUAAAUUAUUUGGCUCACACUAGGCCUGACAUUGCUUUCUCAGUAGGAGUGGUUUCUCGGUUCAUGCAUAGUCCAUCCAAACAUCAUCUUGGAGCAGCAAAAAGGGUUCUGAAGUAUAUAGCUGGAACAGUGGAAUAUGGCAUUUGGUACUCAAAGGUAUCAAAUUUCAAACUUAUUGGCUUUACUGAUAGUGAUUGGGCAGGCUACUUAGAUGAUAGAAAGAGUACUUCUAGAAUCAUCUUUAAUCUCGGUUCGCGAGCGAUUUCAUGGAGCUCUAAGAAACAAGAAGUUGUGGCACUCUCAACGGCUGAAUCGGAGUAUAUUGCAACUUCAUCCUCAACAUGUCAAGCAAUAUAG
This is a messenger RNA of Tripterygium wilfordii, 447 nucleotides long. RefSeq names its product secreted RxLR effector protein 161-like. The coding region runs from base 1 to 447 and encodes 148 amino acids. The record is from RefSeq and is a predicted model, not a curated record. Lineage: Eukaryota; Viridiplantae; Streptophyta; Magnoliopsida; Celastrales; Celastraceae. The transcript has a single exon.